This is a messenger RNA of Etheostoma spectabile (orangethroat darter), 1574 nucleotides long. RefSeq names its product ATG5 autophagy related 5 homolog (S. cerevisiae) (gene atg5). Gene Ontology annotation, molecular function: Atg8-family ligase activity. Bases 336 to 1163 code for a protein of 275 amino acids. Gene Ontology annotation, biological process: autophagy of mitochondrion; cellular response to nitrogen starvation; protein lipidation involved in autophagosome assembly. The transcript has 8 exons. Gene Ontology annotation, cellular component: phagophore; cytoplasm; Atg12-Atg5-Atg16 complex. The record is from RefSeq and is a predicted model, not a curated record. Lineage: Eukaryota; Metazoa; Chordata; Actinopteri; Perciformes; Percidae.
UAGUUGUAUUUGACAAUAUACAAGCUGUAGUCGUGUUAAAACGUGUAAGUUUUUCGUGCAUAAACAUUAAUUUCAGAAACACUGCUACUUUAGUAACGUUGGUCGUUGGUGCAGUAAAGACAGCUGUCCGCCAGGGGGCGCUGUUUUGCGGGGAACGGGGUUUUCAGCUGUUUUCCGGUGACAGCAAGGGGGAUGACAACAUCAUCCACAGUCACGGCCCUUCCUCCAUUCAAGCCGACUGCAAAACAUCGACAAAAAGAAGCGGUCUGCCAUUGGAAUUCGGAGUCUGUCUUUGGGGAAUUUAUUCUUUAUGUCCCACUGGGAGCUAGAGCAACAUGGCAGAUGACAAGGACGUGUUGAGAGACGUGUGGUUCGGCCGGAUCCCCACCUGCUUCAUUCUGAACCAGGAUGAGGUUACUGAGAGAGAGGCCGAGCCCUACUAUCUGUUGUUACCCAGGGUUAGCUACUUGACUCUGGUUACAGACAAGGUGAAGAAACACUUCCACAAAGUGGUGAGGACCGAUGACGUGGAGGAGAUGUGGUUGGAGUACGAGGGGACGCCGCUGAAAUGGCACUAUCCAAUUGGAGUUCUGUUUGACCUCCAUGCGUCCAACACUGUCUUACCUUGGAGCAUCACUGUGCACUUUAAGAAUUUUCCAGAUCGUGACCUGCUCCAUUGUCCCUCCAACUCGGUGAUCGAGGCUCACUUCAUGUCCAGCAUCAAGGAGGCCGACGCUCUCAAGCACAAGAGCCAAGUCGUCAACGACAUGCAGAAGAAAGACCACAAACAGCUGUGGAUGGGCCUGCAGAACGAUAAGUUUGACCAGUUCUGGGCCAUGAACAGGAAGCUGAUGGAAUAUCCCAGCGAGGAGGGAGGCUUCAGAUACAUCCCCUUCAGGAUAUACCAGACGAUGAGUGACAGGCCGUUCAUCCAGAAACUGUUUCGCCCCGUUUCACCCGAAGGCAACAUGCACACCCUUGGUGACCUGCUGAAAGAGAUGUGCCCAGCUGCUUUACCAAACGACGGUGAGCAGAAGCGUUACCAGGUGGUGAUCCACGGGAUCGAGCCGCUGCUGGAGACGCCUCUGCAGUGGCUGAGCGAACACCUCAGUCACCCCGACAACUUCCUGCACAUCUGCGUCACACCCGUCCCCUCUGACUGAGGCCCCACCCGCCACGCUUCCCGGUCACCCCUCCGCCCGCCUGGGCCCCCCCCCCCGCCAGCCGGCUGGGCAACUAUGGAACAGGAGUGCUUAAACGGUGGAAACUCUGAACUAACAGACUCUGUAACGAGAAGGAGAUCCAGAUGAACAAAAGGAUGGGAAGGAGGGAUUUAACAAGCCUCCUUUUCUAUCUAUUUAUAUUUCUACUCCUCCAAUUACUACUACUACUACUACUCCUCUUUUCCCCCUCAGAAAACCUGUUUAUCGGACGCAAGGAUGAAAAGAUCUUCUCUUCCUCCUCUUCUCCCAAAAGAAAAAAAGACAUUUCUUUAGGUGAAGAGGUGGUUGAGUGAGCAGGGGAUCACUCCUUUCUACUCAGUCUCGCAUCUUCUACUCCUCUCCAAACAUACA